Beta vulgaris subsp. vulgaris (sugar beet) is the source of this 687-nucleotide messenger RNA. RefSeq lists its product as uncharacterized. Lineage: Eukaryota; Viridiplantae; Streptophyta; Magnoliopsida; Caryophyllales; Amaranthaceae. The transcript has a single exon. The coding region runs from base 1 to 687 and encodes 228 amino acids. The record is from RefSeq and is a predicted model, not a curated record.
AUGGAAAGUUCAGCAUCUUCUCCUUCAUCUCCUGUCUAUACACCAUCAUCACCUUCACCUUUGCCAUCUCCCGAAUACUCACCAGAAUCAGACUCAUACACACCUUCAACUCCAGAGUACUCAUCACAGUCCUAUAAAGAUUACUUACGUGAUUCACCACAGUCAUACAUGUCUACUGAAUACUCUCCGCAGUCGCCUUCAUCUAUGCCGCCAUCUUCACCAGUUUAUACUCCAGAGUCCCCUCAAUACUCGCCACAAUCGCCAUUCUAUACACCAUUGUCCCCUGAGUACUUGCCGCAAUCGCCGUUGUCUCCUCAGUACACGCCAGAGUCUCCCGAGUACACACCGCAAUCACCAUACUAUACACCGCCAGAGUCUCCUGAGUCCACGCCAGAGUCUCCUGAGUACACACCGCAAUCACUAUACUAUACACCGCCAGAGUCUCCUGAGUACACGCCAGAGUCUCCUGAGUACACCCCAGAGUCUCCUGAGUACACGCCACAAUCGCCAUACUAUACACCAUUGUCUCCUGAGUACACGCCAGAGUCUCCUGAGUACACGCCGCAAUGGCCAUACUAUACACCAUUGUCUCCUGAGUACACGCCAGAGUCUCCUGAGUACACGCCGCAAUCGCCAUACUAUACACCAUUGUCUCCUGAGUACACGCCGCAAUCGCCAUACAUUUGA